AUGGUUUCCCGGCUGGCAGAGUCUCUUCCUUCGCGCAAAACAAAAAAGAAUGCUAUUGAACUUGACUCGAAGUUGAGCCUAACCAAGGUUCUUGCAGGUUUGGGUCUUAUCACAUCUGGUCUCACGACAAAUUGCGACAACAGGCCCAUGGGCCUUUAUGAGUCACCGAACGGCACUGUAAAUGAUCUGCUAUGGGACAGGUCUUCAGUCCAAGAGCGAAAUUCGGCUGUCAAGGGCUAUAUAACCUCGGCCUGUGUAGGUGAAUACCAUCUGUCAAGCAUCAGCAUACAAGUUUUCCAAGCUACCUACAACGCGAAGUUUCCCGCAUCUUAUCUGACCAAGGAAUUGGAUGGGAAGAUGGAAUCGAUUGUUGACAUCCCAACAUGGACGUCUCGUGCAACCCUGGAUGCAAUUGGUGAAGCUGCUUUCAGCUACCAGUUCAAUUCCCUGGAUAAUGGAGAUAACGAGCUAGCAAAUGCAUUCAAUAAUCUUUGUGAGAUCAUUUAG
This is a messenger RNA of Desarmillaria tabescens, 507 nucleotides long. RefSeq lists its product as uncharacterized. Gene Ontology annotation, molecular function: iron ion binding; monooxygenase activity; oxidoreductase activity, acting on paired donors, with incorporation or reduction of molecular oxygen. The transcript is spliced from 6 exons. Lineage: Eukaryota; Fungi; Basidiomycota; Agaricomycetes; Agaricales; Physalacriaceae. The coding region runs from base 1 to 507 and encodes 168 amino acids. The record is from RefSeq and is a predicted model, not a curated record.